Messenger RNA from Microthlaspi erraticum, 996 nucleotides. The record is from the annotation of a GenBank genome assembly. Lineage: Eukaryota; Viridiplantae; Streptophyta; Magnoliopsida; Brassicales; Brassicaceae.
AUGACGACGACGACUGCGUCUCUGUUUGAAACUUCUCUUUUUCGGUGCCGCUCGUCUUCUUGUUCCAAGUUCAAAUACGAAUUUGAAUCUCCCGCGAAAACGGGAAUAUUAUCUCCGGCGAGCUGUAAACAUGUUGUCAGAUCGUUAAGAGCAUUGCGUAUCCGUUGCUCCUCCGAUGAUCCUGGAUCGGGUUCUGUUUUUCUUUCCAGUAGAAGAAAAAUGGCUGUCAUGUUGUCUACUGUUCAGCUUCUGUCUCAUUUGCUUCCGCCAAAAGGAAACGCAGCUGAUAUAUACGGAGUGAUGCAAAGCGAAAUUAGGAAAGUGGUGACGAAGGGUAAGGCUGCUGGUGUGCUUCGUCUAGUGUUUCAUGAUGCUGGAACCUUUGAACUUGACGAUAAUACAGGUGGAAUCAAUGGGUCUAUUGCUUAUGAACUGGAGAGACCUGAAAACACAGGUUUGAAGAAAUCCUUAAAGGUUCUGGCGAAAGCAAAGAUUAUGAUUGAUGCGAUACAACCCGUGUCUUGGGCGGAUAUGACCUCUGUCGCUGGGUCUGAAGCAGUUUCAAUAUGUGGCGGACCAACAAUUCCAGUUGUUUUGGGAAGACUUGAUUCAUCGCAACCUGAUCCAGAAGACAAGUUGCCUCCAGAAACCCUGAGUGCCUCUGGUUUGAAAGAAUGCUUCAAAAGAAAAGGAUUUUCGACCCAAGAACUUGUUGCUUUAUCUGGGGCACAUACGAUUGGGAGCAAAGGCUUUGGAGAUCCAUUUACUUUUGACAAUGCAUACUACAAAAUCCUCCUUGAAAAGCCUUGGACAUCCACAACGACAUCUAAAAUGACGAGCAUGGUUGGGCUUCCUUCGGAUCACGCCUUAGUCGAGGAUGAUGAGUGCUUAAGGUGGGUGAAACAAUAUGCGGAAGACCAAGACAAAUUCUUCAAAGACUUCACCAACGCUUAUAUCAAACUAGUCAAUUCUGGGGCCAAAUGGAAAACGCUUUGA